Messenger RNA from Capsicum annuum, 895 nucleotides. RefSeq names its product acyl carrier protein 1, chloroplastic. The coding region runs from base 17 to 676 and encodes 219 amino acids. NCBI's taxonomy places the organism in Eukaryota, Viridiplantae, Streptophyta, Magnoliopsida, Solanales, Solanaceae. Gene Ontology annotation, molecular function: acyl carrier activity. Gene Ontology annotation, biological process: fatty acid biosynthetic process. The record is from RefSeq and is a predicted model, not a curated record. The transcript has 4 exons.
AAUUUGUGAAAGAAAAAUGAAAGAGAGUAAGUACACAUCUUAUUCAACACACAAUUUCGGCAGCCCUAUUAAAGUAGGCUUGGAGUUAGUUGUCCAAACAAGAUUCGAUAGGAUCAAUGCAGCAACCAUUCAACUAACACCCAACUCUAAAAUUAAAAGCUUUAAAAAGGGAUCACUAAAAAACAUCCUCUUCCCUUGCGCACUCCUCGUCCUCUCCGCCACUUCUCCAUUUCAUAUUCAUUCUUUAAGAUCCAUUCCUCUCUCAAUGGCUUCUAUCACAGGCUCAUCCAUCUCCUCCUCCUUCAAACUUAAUCAGGCACUUAACCGUGUCUGUUGUUUGAAGACACCUUCUAUUUCUUUCAAGGGGAUAAGCUUGUCUUCCAGCAGAUUGAAUCAAGCCACUCGUCGCCUCAGUAUUACUUGUGCGGCUAAACCAGAGACUGUCAACAAAGUGUGUGACAUUGUGAAGAAACAACUGGCUCUUUCCGCUGAUACUGCAGUUUGUGGAGAGUCCAAGUUUGCUGCGCUUGGUGCUGAUUCUCUUGAUACGGUGGAGAUUGUCAUGGGACUUGAGGAAGAGUUUGGCAUCUCCGUGGAAGAAGAUAGUGCUCAGAAUAUUGCAACAGUUCAAGAUGCUGCAGACCUGAUUGAGGAUCUCAUUUCAAAGAAUGCUUGAGACUGAACUGAAAUUUAGAAUGUCAGCUAGUUUGCUUGUUAGGGUAUCUCGCUUUGGCUGUCUUUUACGGUUCAAGAUAAUGUUGUUUGGGAUAUUGAACUUUAUCUAGUUAAAAGACUCUGUUUCAUCAGGCAGGAAGCCCUCGUGGCCUGUCUUGUUUCAUUUUCGGUCGAACCCUGCAAUCAAAUCUAAAGAUAUACUGUAUAUCUAUUUUGGCUA